This is a messenger RNA of Protomyces lactucae-debilis, 888 nucleotides long. RefSeq lists its product as uncharacterized. The record is from RefSeq and is a predicted model, not a curated record. The coding region runs from base 340 to 888 and encodes 182 amino acids. Lineage: Eukaryota; Fungi; Ascomycota; Taphrinomycetes; Taphrinales; Protomycetaceae. Gene Ontology annotation, cellular component: mitochondrion. The transcript has a single exon.
GUCGCCGAUGAGGAGGAGCUUGAUGAGGUAGUCGUAAUUUCUAAUGGUUGUCGUCAUGGCUGGCUGGCGCUAGAUUGUGUGCUGGCAGGAUAGAGGGAUGCGCGCGCAAAGUCUAGGGGCGUAGUUGCUGGGGAAUGAAGAUGUGAGAGUGCGGCCUUGAGUGUGCGCCUGUGUGUCUGGUGCUGCUGCUUCUUGCUAGCUUGACUGGGUCUAUGGAUAUCUGUUGCUGCUGCUGCUGUGUCGUGGUUGCUUGGGAAGGCGAAGAAGAAGGCGGGAACGGAGUCUGAGCAUGAGCAUGAGCAUGAGCAUGGACUGGCAGCAGCAGCAGCAGGAGAGAGCAUGCAGAGAGACACAGACCAGCAGCAGCAGCAGCAUCAAGGCUCCAGCUACCUCCUCACAGCAGCAGCAACCGCCUUCCUCAUAGGCCUCACCGUCGCACUCUCAAAGACACGCAAGCAGGCACACGCACAACCCCUCCCGUUCUUCCGCUCAAACGCAGCCCAUGACCAUGAUCCAGACUUCAGUCCAGUCAUCCAUGCAGCCAAGGCGUUUGGGAUGGGUACACUCCUCUGCUGUGGUUCAGCCACCGUUGUGGUCUGGGCAGCGAGUACAGCGCUGGAUGUCCAUAGCUUGCCCGAGUUCAGUAUACGCAUGCGACAGUUGCUGGGUAAGGCAGCGCCGAAGCUGCAACAGCGGCUCAGGGACGUCGAUACACUGGAGUCGCCUGGAUGGCAACAGCAGCAACAGGAUCAGGGAGAGUGGGACGCAGUCUGGGCAGAGGGACGGCGGAUUGAUCAGGAACGAGCAGAGGUCAAGCGGCGGCGGAAAGAGAAGAAGCAGAAGCAGCAGGAGCAAGGUCAGGGACAGCAGGAUGAGGCAUCAGCAUAG